This is a messenger RNA of Chrysemys picta bellii (western painted turtle), 4305 nucleotides long. The record is from RefSeq and is a predicted model, not a curated record. NCBI's taxonomy places the organism in Eukaryota, Metazoa, Chordata, Testudines, Emydidae.
UUCUUUGGCAUCUGGGAAUGAGACAUGUUGAUUGUGGCCUGUGCUUGUAUCUAAGUAUCCUUCACACUAAUCCAGGAGAGGCAAAGAAGGAUAAGUAAAUCCUCUUCUGAAUGUUUUUACCAUAAGAAAAACUAUUAUUUGUCUUUCCCGUAGACAAGACAAGAACAUGGAUCCUUCAGCUGCCUAUGAUUUGCUGGUGGACGGUGUCCAGGACUGGGAUCUUAUUGGUGACUCUGUUCCUUGUGAGCUGCUGCUCAUUGGCGAGACUGCCUUCCCAGUGCUGGUGAACCCCCAGGGGCAGGUCCUGAUCGCCGCCUCACAGUAUGGGAAGGGCCGGAUGGUGGUCGUCUCUCAUGAGAGCUACCUGGGGAGCCCCAAGAUGGCUCGGUUCCUACGCAAUGCUGUGGAUUGGCUCAGUCCCUCCCCAGGAGCAGUGGUUGGUGUCCAGAAGAGCUUGAGUUCCCUGCUGAGUAUUCUCAGUAGUUCUGGCACCCGAGUGCAGCCCAGUGAGGAGUUCAUUGCCUCAUUUGGGGUUUACUGUAUGGAUGCCUAUGAUGCUGCACAGGGGAGGGAGCUGAUCCAGUUUGUGAAGAGAGGAGGGGGUCUGCUCAUUGGAGGUCAGGCUUGGCACUGGGCCUCUGGACACAGCACAGAGAGAGUGCUGUUCGAUUUCCCUGGGAAUCAUGUAACCAGCGUGGCAGGAGUUCAUUUCACGGAUAUAUAUGGUGAGACGGGGACCUUCAGCAUCUCAGACAAAGUGCCUGCAAUUCCCUUGAUCGCUCCGCAUGGGCUAGAUUUCAGCAGAGACUUAAACCUUCUCCUAAGAGGUGUGUCAGAGCUAGACAUAGUGACAGAUGGUGUCCCCUCUCACCUGCUGGUCCAUGGCACAUUGGCCUUCCCCCUUGGCUUGGACAACGCCUAUCAAUGCUUUCUUGCAGCAUCUCACUAUGGCCAGGGUCGUGUGGUGGUGGCUACACAUGAGGUCCUUCUUAGCACCCCGAAGCUCACAGACUUCAUCCUCAAUGCCAUUCAAUGGCUGGGUGCUGAAAAGAAAGGGAGAAUUGGCAUCAAUCCCAAUCUGAAGGCCCUUCAUGACCUGCUGACUCAAAGGCAGGUGGUAUGUGAGAUUUCAGAGCUUACCGACAAUCUCAGCAUCUACUGCUGCCAGUCCUACAGUGACAACGAAGCCAAGAAGAUCCAUGAAUUUGUGGCAGAAGGAGGGGGCCUGCUGAUUGGAGGUCAGGCUUGGUGGUGGGCUUCUCAGAAUAAGGGCCAAAACGUUCUGGCUGAAUAUCCUGGCAACAAAAUCCUCAAUGGAUUCGGGAUCAGCAUCCUGGGGGAAACCAUGGAGGUAGGCAAGUACCCAGCAUUACGACCCGAAGAGCAGCAGGGACAUUACCACUUCCGCAGGGCACUCGCUCAGUUCCAGCAGCACCUAGACAAGAAGGAGGAACUGCAGCCCCCAGUGACAGGCUGGCUUCAGAAACUCAGCCAGGACUGCGCCAAAGUCCUUCAGAUCCCAGUCAAAAAUGGCCACGUCUACACCUCAUUGUACCACAUCCUGUACGAGAUGGUGCAGAGCAAUGGGAUCCCACUGGUGAGCAAGGAACACCCAGUCAAGAGGCACUCCAAGGAGGUCGUGCUGCUUCAUGUGGCUACAGCAUUAUGCCAAACCAUGUCCGACUGUGCGAGGCUAGCACUCUGUGAACUCCCCACAGUCCCUAGCAUCACUGUGGAAAUCAACUGCACAAACACAGGUGAUGCAGCAUGGAGGAGCACAGGACUUUACCUUCAGCGUGGGAACACAGUGACCUUUGUAUUUCCUAGUGCUGCUACUGGAGUUGGCCUGCAGGUGAAGCUUCCAAGGGCCCCAAGUGAAAUCAGUUAUACCCAACUGACACGGAACCAAAUCAUCACAGGAUUUGUGCACUUCAUCUCUCUCGUCCAUAUUGAUGCAGGAAAGACAUCUAAGAGCCAGUGGCUGACCUGCAUCCGUCACUAUCCAGCUCCAUGGGCAGAACUAGCUACCCAGAACAUCAUCUUAACGGUGCCUGCUGACAGCAUCCGUCCCACAGACGAUCCAGAGCCUUUGCUGACUCUCUGGGAGCGCAUUAUGGCAGCUGUAGCUGAGCUGGCAGCUACACCAGCCACGUUCCCUCGGCCAGAAAGGAUUGUAGCGGAUGUUCAGAUCUCAGCCGGCUGGAUGCACGCUGGCUACCCAAUCAUGUGUAAUUUGGAUUCAGUGAAGGAGUUGGUGAACAUGGAACACAUGCAAGAGAAUGGCCUUUGGGGUCCCAUCCAUGAGCUGGGACACAACCAGCAGCGGGCAGGCUGGGAAUUCCCCCCUCACACUACUGAGGCCACCUGCAACCUGUGGUCUGUCUAUGUGCAUGAGAAGGUGCUGGGGAUCUCCAGGGACAGAGCCCAUGAAGAGCUACAGCUGCAGCAUCGCAAUAAAAGAAUCAGCGAUUACCUUGGCAAAGGAGCCCAGCUAAAGGACUGGAAUCUCUGGACUGCACUGGAGACCUACCUGCAGCUGCAGGAAGCCUUUGGCUGGGAACCUUUCAUCCAACUCUUCUCUGAAUACCAGACAAUGUCUAACAUCCCCACAGACAACCCUUCCAAGAUGAACCUGUGGGCAGAGAAGUUCUCUCGGCAGGUGAAGAAGAAUCUGGCCCCUUUCUUUGUGGCUUGGGGCUGGCCUAUCAAGGGGGAAGUCUCUAAGAAGUUGGCAUCUCUGCCCAACUGGGAUAAGAACCCAAUGAAGAAAGUGUGAUGCUUUAUUCACAUGGAAUGGUGGCUGUAAUUUUUAGAGAUAAUUCAGAGUCACUUGUCUUUCCUGUAAGGCUAGAUUCAAAUCUGUUUGGUGCGAGUUUAUUAAUUAUCUGUUUCAUACUUGUUGGUAUUUCUGAAGUAAGUUGCCUUUGCCAUGUGAAGCAAACGUCUUCCGUGAUCUGAAUUUUCUGUUCCUUUCUCUGGGCCAGCUUCUGCUAACUUUGUUCUCAUGGAGUAGCAUCUUACUCUGAAAAGACCCAUUGAUUUUAGUAGGGCUACUUGUGGAUAAAUACCUUACUCUAUGAGUAGUCCUAUUACUCCAUAUGAGUCAGGAAAAUAAACCAAAGAUAUGCACAGCACUGAUUGCCUGCCAGGCUAGAUUAGUAAAUUACCUUCUACUAUUUUCAUAACACAUUUCAUAUUUUGGGGUUUAGCUCAGUCACUCCUAGCUAUAAUCUGUAGCGAACUCUUGGGAAAAUAUCACCUGGCCCUGAGUUACUGUGAUUUAUCAAUUUGUUUCAAUCUUACUUUUUUUUUUGAUACCUCCGUAUCUGACAAUGCCUCAUCUUGAUUGCCUGUAUAGAGCAGGUAUCUGCCCAUGUGCCUUCUGAUGAAAACUGAUGAAAAGAAGUUGCUGAGGAUUUCCCACACCCUUUCUUGUGAUAGAUACCACGCUGAGAUGUCUAAAUGUCCCUACUGAUGGAGCUCCCACCUCUUCCCUUUUGAAGACCAUUCCACAGUCUAAAAAAUCCCUCCCUGUGAAGAGAUGUUUCUUGAUAUCCCGUAUAAAGUUCACCUCUGCAUCUUUUGCUCAGUUGCACAUUCAUCAGAUUAACCUGGAGCAUCCAUAUUAUUCCAGUUCUGGGUCAACCUACAUUUCUCCCACUGCAGUUCGUUCCUGUCCAUCAGUGGUAGGGGCCUGAGUUCUCUCCCUUUGCUGUCCAUUUGUAUGUCCAUCAGCAGCACUUGCUACUUCAGUCCUGGGUUCCAACAAAAUGUUGCUAAUACCGCAAAUUGUAACUUUCAGAAAUUCUUGAAAUUCCCUUUGAGGCUCUAAUACAGGUUGAACAAUACACCACAAUUCUGAUAUACCACUUCCUUGCGAUUUUAAUUCCAUGAGCUCCCCACAGCUCUGCUGCUGUCCCUCAGUCUUGGUCUGCUCUGCUCCCUUCCAUGUCAGUCCUGGGAUUCCUCCUACACAUCUGCCAAAGCACCUCAACAUUACCAUGAGCACAGGGCCGGCCCUAGACUAAAUGGUGCCCCAGGAGAGGAGCAUCUUCAGCGCCACCCCCUGCAUUUGUUAAACUUUUGAAUACUUUAUUUUUAUUGCAUUUGUAACCCAUUUCAUGACUUCGAUGCAUGAUUUGCACACAUGGUUUAUCCCUGUCAUUUAAGAUGAUAAAUUUGCACUCUAGGAUCUGUAAAUCUAUAUUUAUCCGUGCCAUAUGUAAAUGUCCUUUAUUAGUUGCUACUUAUACUCUUCGAGUCUUAAUACACAAGUAUACUUUCACAAUUAUACAAUAAAAUAAG